Octopus sinensis (East Asian common octopus) is the source of this 5615-nucleotide messenger RNA. RefSeq names its product conserved oligomeric Golgi complex subunit 4-like. The transcript is spliced from 22 exons. The record is from RefSeq and is a predicted model, not a curated record. Bases 36 to 2306 code for a protein of 756 amino acids. Lineage: Eukaryota; Metazoa; Mollusca; Cephalopoda; Octopoda; Octopodidae.
UAUUCAAAGUCCUAUAAACCUUAGCAUAACUCAACAUGGCGGGUUCGAAAGAUGAUGCCACGUCCUCUGAUAUUUUAGAGGCGGCUGACAAAUUAACAGAUAUAGACAAGAUGAAAGAAGCUUUGGAUAGACUUUGUCAUGAAGAGGAAAUUGUCAAUGAAGAAUUGAACAGCCUGUUAGAGCAUCAGUCUUUAUUGGAGAAUAAAAUGUUUGCUCUUCAUAAAAUGCUUCCUAACUUACAUGUUCUCGACUCAGAUGCCAAGCAACUUUCUACUAUGAUAUCAUUCACAUCAACUUUAGCUGAAAAUGUAAGCAGCAAAGUAAGACAGCUGGAUGUAGCCAAGAGUCAUGUAAGUGAUUCUAUCCAACGUGUUGAAGAUGUGCUGGACCUUAAAUUUUGCACUGAUGGUGUGCAGUCGGCACUGCAGAAUGAAGAUUAUGAAAAGGCUGCUGGUCAUGUCCACCGGUUCCUAAGUCUGGAUGAAAAUGUUCUAAGAAUGGCUGGUGAUGCCAGUGAAGGUAGUCCAUUGGAUACGUCAUUUAAAAUGUUACACGAGGCUGAAGAAAAAUUGAAGACCAUUGUGCGCAAUAAAUUCGAUGCUUCUGUUCAUUCAGGUGAUGUUGCAUCUGUUGAACGAUUCUUCAAAAUUUUCCCUCUUCUACGUUUACAUGAAGAAGGUUUAACCAAAUUUGGAAAAUACUUAGCUGCCCAGUUUUCAGAACCAGUUGGUAAAACUUUGUCUGAAAAUCUAAAAAUUACUGAUGAUGAUAAGAGAUCAAAUAUCCUGUUUGCUGACGUUAUAACUACCAUGUUUGAAAGAAUUGCUCGUAUUGUUGAAACACACCAGCCUCUAGUUGAAACUUUCUAUGGACCAGGGAAACUUGAUAUCAUACUGAUGCUGUUACAAAAAGAAUGUGAUCGACAAGCAAGAACGACCAUCAAAGAAUUCAGAAAGCGGCGGGAUUUUGACUAUAAGGUCCAACAAGUUCAACAAAGCAUGUUGUUCUCUAAAAGUUCCAAUGAGAAGCUGGAUUUCAAACAGUUAGAUGUAUUAUUAUCAGAACUGGUCUUACUGAACACCCGUGCUGAACUUUAUAUUCGCUUUAUGAAGAAGAGAUCAUUGAAUGACAUUGAUGUUGGUAUCCAGGAUGUGGAACUAAAAAAAGAAAAACAUGCCAUUGUUGAAAGGAACUUUAAUAACUGUGAUCUUAGUCGCCUAAUGCAAGACUUAAUUGGGAAUUAUAUACUAAUGGAGGAAUAUUUCAUGCGAGAAAUGGUCUUGAAGGCUGUCAGUAUGGAUUUGGCUGAAGAGAAUUCCCUUUAUUCAAGUAUGGUUGAUGAUUCCUUUUUCAUUGUAAAAAAGUCUGUGAGACGAGCUAUUUCUAGUUCUAGUGUUGAUGGUGUUUGUGCCAUGUUGAAUCAUGCCUGCACUAUAUUGGAGCAAGACUUCCGAGAAACUCUUUAUUCAAAAUUACGACCUGGAUUUCCUUCAGGUUUUGAUUUUAGCCAAGCUUACAAUUUAAUGCAGUCAAGUUUUCAACAAGGCAAGUUGAGUUCAGACACUGAAAAGGCUAAAACAGUUUUCUUGAUAACUCUGAACAAUGCAGAAGCCAGUUGUGAUUACAUCAAAUCUCUUCACAACAGUUUAGAGGCUGAGGUUGCACAACUCUUCAGACAGUGUAGUGAACAGAACAAAGCUAAGUUGGAGACUUGUCUCAAUGAUCUUGGAUCAGUGUCAGCUAGAUUUAAAGAUGUUAUUGAAUUUGGAUUUUCACAACUAAGUACUAGUGCUAUUAAACCUCGCAUUAAACCACUAGUAGAGGCACUUCUUUCCAGCAAUCACAAUAUAACUGAAGAUGAAUUUUCAAAUUAUGAAGCAAAUGAUCCAUGGAUCCAAAAUUUUAUUCUGAACUUAGAUGGAAUGCUAGUCAGCUUUAAGGCUAGCUUCACAGUGAACAACUAUGACAGGUUUGUAGGUGUUGUCACAAAUGAAAUCACUGCACAACUGGAGAAAACUGUUUUGAAAACCACUUUCAACAGAUUGGGUGGUUUACAGUUUGAUAAAGAAUUGAGAGCAUUAGCAAGUUAUUUGACUUCUGUAACAACAUGGACGAUUCGUGAUAAAUUUGCUCGUCUCACACAGAUGGCCACCAUACUGAAUUUGGAACGGGUAACAGAAAUCCUUGAUUACUGGGGUCCAAACUCUGGCCCCUUAACAUGGCGUCUAACACCGACCGAAGUGCGACAAGCAUUAGCAUUAAGGGUUGACUUUCGGAGUGAAGAUAUCCGGCGGCUAAAGUUAUAAUUAAUUGCAUUUUCACAAGAUAUGUGUGAAUAAGUCAUGUAGACGUGUAUGGGUUUGCAUGUGUGUGUGUGUGUGUGUGUGUAUGUGUGUUUGUGUGUGUAUGUAUACACACACAUGUUAAUAUGGUACUAAAGUAAGGGGUAAAAGUUAGUUGGUGGCCAUCCCUCUAUAUUUGCCUGUUUACAUGUUGUCAGUCAUUUACAGCAACACCUGCUACUACUAUCUCCAGAAUUAUUAUUUCAUAUAUAUAUUUAUUUAAAAGAAAAGAAUGAACAAACUGUUGUGUCUUAGCCAGAUCCUUAUAGAAAUUUGAUGCAGAUUCCUCAUUAGUUGAAAUUAGGUCAUAGUUGUGCUGUUAUUGUUUCAUCUUGUUCUAUUAUUAUUUCAUGACCUACAAGUGGCAAACUGGUAGAAUUAUUAGUGAGUCUGAUAAAAUGUUUAAUGGUAUUUCUUCUGGCUCAUUACAGUCUGGGUUCAAAUUCCUUCGCAGUUGACUUUGCCUUUCAUCCUUUCGGGGUUAAUAAAUAAAAUAAGUAACAGUGGGGUUGGUGUAAUCGAUUUUGCCACUCUUUUCAAAAUUGCUAGCUUUGUGCCAAAAUUUGAAACCAGUAUUUCAUGACCUUGUGAGCAAAUAUAGGAUAUAGGACAGCAGGCCGUUUAGAUUACUCUGUCAAAUGUAAUGCUUAUUUAUUCAUAUCAAUUUGAAUUAAUUAUGCAUUAUCUCAUAGCUUCAAGACUUCAAUGACGUGAUUGUUUAUGUUUAGAAUAACAUUAGAUAGGUAUGAGAUGCCAGAUCUGGCCAUUUUGAACAUAAAACAGCUAGAAAUUUAGGACCGGAUACAGCUGGUUUAAAUUGCUAAAGGGUUAAUGGUAGAGUACUCAGUCAGUACCUGAGAGGUAUGGGUUUGACUCCUGUACAACUUGCUGACAACUGUUUUUGGCAUUAGGAACGGCAUCCAGCUGUAGAGACCAUGCCAAAUCAGACUGGAACCUAGUGCAGCCCUCUGGCUUACCAAUUCCAAUCAAACUGUUUAACCCAUGUCAGCAUGGAAAGCAGACAGUAAAUGAUGAUGAUGAGGAGGACAGCACAUGUGACAUUGUGAGAUUUUUACUGAGAUUCUGAGUGUGGUAAAGGUGUGAGUAGUAAUCAUGAAUCCUGGUUUAUUGCAGCAGGAAGUGUGCAAAUGCUUGGAACAAGUUCCACCCUGAAAUAUACGAUUAAGGUUUAUGUACUUAGUCCUUUUUAUUUGAAAAUCAGAUGUAUCCACUCAAAUUGUCAUUACUCUUAACUGUAGAAAGCACCUUUCUAAACCAAUCUAUCUUUUGUUGAGGAAUGUCAUAUUUGAAACUAUUUUUUGUGAAGAUAUUUGUUGAGGCAGUGUGAGACUUAUAGAAAAUACCAUUUCUAUUUUUUGGUAGAUAUUUAACUUCAUUACUGGAAUUAUCAUAAAAUUUAAUUUUGCAGUUAAAGGGUUAAGAGAAUUGAAAUAUUUGUCUUAUACAUAAAAUAUGACAGAUAUAGGUAAUCAAAGAUUUAAGAAAAUAAGAUUAUGUGCAAAACAUGAUAAAGAAGCUAGAGGUAAUACCUCAUAAUAUGAGGACUUAAUAAAAUUAUUAACUUAAUCUGGGGAUUUUAUAAUAUUGUCGUUAACAUAGAUACCCUCAACUGAUUGUCGUAAGGUUGUUCUCCAACCUCUGAUUUAUAGACAUAACUUGCUUCUUUCUGGUACAUCUACAGCUACUUCAGUGACUUUAGCUCCUUGGAGCUGGCUGGUCUCAUGUCACAUUCACUCAAGCACUCCUAACUCACACAUCUUUCUUCUCAUUAGCUCUUUUGUAUCCACUCCCCAGGUUUUAUGCUAAAUGGCCUAUGUCCAGUUUUUUUCCCCCUCUAGAAUGUUGCCCCUCCGGAAUUUCCAACCUGCAGCUAUCAACUUGCAACUGUCCAAGUGAAACAUUAUCCCCUCCCCCCAUUUUUUCAUCAGUUUCACUGCUCUUGGAAGGGUGUGUGAAAAGGUCACAACACUUUCCUCCCAACCAAAUCAAUUAAAAAUCUAUAUAAAAAUGGGUGAGUGUUCAAACCAUAGGCUCCUUGAUUGUCUUAUUAGUUAUGUGUUAUUGGAGAAAUUGAGAACAAGAAAGAGAAAAGGAUGAAAGAAAGAAUGAGUAAGGAUUAAGAAGGAGAGAGAGAGAGAGCAGGAGAGUACAUUUUCUCAUGAAACCAGCAGUGUAUCUGCCUAUUGAAACACUGUAAUUUAAACACAAUUUCAGCAAAUUACAUAAUGAAGAUGAAUGAGGUUGAAGGUUGAUACAAAAGUCAACCAGUUGCUUCAGGUAUAAUUUGUUAUCUCUAAAGUAUUGAAGUGUAAUAUCUUAAUGUAGAAAUGAGUCCUGAAAUGCAUUCAGUUGUUAGAACACCACUUGAAGAUUUUGUAUUUGUGCAGUAUAUUGGUGAAGGCGGGAAGGUGUAUCAGCCAAGUAGAGCUGAUCUCUAAUCACAUGUCACUCUUUGAGGACUUAGAACUAAGCAUUGCACAAAAGCUUAACGUCUGUCAUUUAUUCAUUGCUUCCACUGCUUAUUUGUAUGAGACACCCCACCCCAUAAUACAAAUUGUUUGUUAAAUGAUUUGUUGUUAUGUAACUCAGGCCAGCUCUGGUCAAACAGACCUAAGAUUAAAGGUAUUCUAACCAUGACCAUCCUGUCUUUUCUGACAAUUUAUAUCAAAACUACAUUAUAAAAUAAACCCUUCUCUUCUGUUAAAGACAUUUUUGGGGGCGAUAAAAUAAGUACCAGUUGAGCACUGGAGUUGAUGUAAUGAACUUACUCCCACCUGCUGAAAUUGCUGGCCUUGUGCCAAAAUUUAAAACUAAUAUUAUAACAUUGGUUUAUAGUAACUAUAUGUGUUGCAGAAGCUGAGAAAUAUAGAAACUGUUGCAUAUGCUGUAGAAAUUGUGACAUGUUUCUCAGUAAGUAAUGUUUGUGCUGAAAUGACUGUGGUAUGUAUUGUGAGAACAGUUCUGUAGUAGCAGUAAGUCCCCAUAGAAGUGAGUUGCAAUCUACAUUCAAUCCCAUUUAGGAAUUAUUUAACUUUAACAUUGGGAAAGGCAUAAACAAUAUAAACCCACAGGCUUCAUUUUAAUAAUUUGGUCAUUUUAAGUUUCCUAAUUUUUUUCUAAUUGGUUUGGUUAGGAGGAAAGGGUUGUGAUCUUUUCAUAGACAAUUUCCAAGACCAGUGAAAUUGAUGGGGUGGGCUUAUUAUUUCUCUUGUACACAAUUACAAGUUCUUUCACAGUAAGGUUAUUUAAAAG